UUAAGAUAAAUGUGCGUUGGACUGUUACGAAAGAUGUUUAUGAACUGCAGAGCAGCCUGCCGCAGAGUGGCGAAUUUUAUCGCGCCAUCUAACAAAAAUAGGGAUGAUAUUAGAUCGAGCGAGGAAGAGCGGAUUAUCCAGAGAAGCAGAGAUCGGAUAGUUGGAAAGAAAAAUAGAAGAAAGUCGACCAAUAAAAGCGCGAAAGAGGAUGCGGGUAGCGUAGUGAUAGAUAGCGAUGUCUCAUCUAUGUCGGGCAUAUCAGAAUCAGGAAGUGCUGUGAAGGACAGAAGAACCGUGGAUGAAAAGGAAGCAAGAUAUCCCAGAAAAGGGAUUGCAUCCACAAAGGAGUGGAGCAGGGCUGUGAAUGAACAAAUGAGUGAUGAUCACAACUCUUUGGUCUCGCUUAGUCUUUCGAAGUGCGAAGAGAAGGACGUUAAACGUGAAAAUACCGACAAAAAAAGGCUAAGAAACCAAAACAGCUCCAGAGAUGACAGGUUAGCCCGUGAUACAAACAAAGUGUCACAAGUUUCUGUUUUACGGAACAAGAUACCAUUCAAGAGAAACGAGAAUUACCGCAGCUCCUCAAUGACAGAGUCAUCAAGCAAUAUCUCCCUGCUACCGUCAGACAAUGAAUAUGGAGAAACAAAGCCCACGAUUAACUUUAAGAACAAGAGCGAUUACUCUGAUCUGAUAGAAAAUUAUGAAGACAGUGGUGAGCAAAGACAGGUUAUAGAUAAGAUGAAGAAAUUUUUGAAAAAGUGUGAAGGCAAGAAAAAAGGCAAAAAGUAGAGCGUGUAAUGCAUCGAUACGGACAUAAUGAGAGAGAUAUCGUAUUUUGACAUACCACAAUAGAAAGAUGUAGCGUAUAAGUACAAUAACGGACUACAUCAGGCAAAGUUUAUGAACGUACUCUAACCAAUCCUGGCUGGUUAUCCAAGGGAACAG
Vavraia culicis subsp. floridensis is the source of this 945-nucleotide messenger RNA. RefSeq lists its product as uncharacterized. Bases 10 to 789 code for a protein of 259 amino acids. The transcript has a single exon. The record is from RefSeq and is a predicted model, not a curated record. Lineage: Eukaryota; Fungi; Microsporidia; Pleistophoridae.